Messenger RNA from Benincasa hispida (wax gourd), 1498 nucleotides. Its product is annotated as DHBP synthase RibB-like alpha/beta domain-containing protein. The record is from RefSeq and is a predicted model, not a curated record. Lineage: Eukaryota; Viridiplantae; Streptophyta; Magnoliopsida; Cucurbitales; Cucurbitaceae. Gene Ontology annotation, molecular function: nucleotidyltransferase activity; double-stranded RNA binding; tRNA binding. Gene Ontology annotation, biological process: regulation of translational fidelity. Gene Ontology annotation, cellular component: cytoplasm.
UAAUAAUAGUAAAACCGUAACUCCUUUGACUUUGACCUAACUCAUCUGUUCCCCCACCUGACUCUUCCUUCUUCUCAAUCUCUACGGCAACUGAGCGCCGCCACGACUCUCUCUGUCGCAGUUCAUAACUGCAAUCGCACGCCUCCAUCACCUUUGUUUUCCUUCUCUUCCUAUCUUCUCUCCGGUAACUGCGGCAGCCGCUGCCCCUGUAUUCUACCGCUACUCGCAACCAUUCUUUUGUUGACGUUCACACUCAAGUCUUUUGCAACUCUCUCCAUCUCUCAAUUCCUCAGUACAAUUGUUUCGAUUUCAAAUCCUUCGCAAUCCCGACCUUCCAAACAGGUUGUUCUCUUUCUUCAAAACCCCGCUUGGGGUUGCUACAGACCACUAUGAACAUACUUCCGGCGAAAAUGGUUGAGAGUCUCUCUCUGAUCAGAACGUUUGUGACCUUUCCCUCUUCUCACCUAGGUUCUCCUAAUUAUGGGUUAGUUUCGUUCUUGCAACAAAAUAGAGGAUCAAGGGUGAGUUUUCCUAAAACGACAUGGAGUUUGGAAAAAUGUUGUAUGCGGGUGGAGAAUUGUUUGCAAGCACUUCGUCCUGCCUCUGAAGCUUUUGCUCAAGAGGCUACAGAUGCUCUUAAAGCUGGGAAGGUUAUUGCGGUCCCUACUGAUACUCUCUAUGGACUCGCUUGUGAUGCUUGUUCUUCUGAAGCAGUCCAUAGGAUCUAUGAAAUUAAAGGACGUAAACUUACAAGCCCUCUCGCCAUUUGUGUUGGUGAUGUCUCUGACAUAACUCGUUUUGCUGUAACAGACCAUUUGCCUUCUGGUUUGCUUGAUUCUCUCCUUCCUGGGCCUGUAACUGUUGUACUGAAAAGAGGUGAGGCAAGUAUUCUUGAGAAGUCUUUAAACCCUGGAUUGGAUAGUAUAGGAGUCCGGGUACCUGAUGCUGACUUUAUUCGGCUUAUUUCUCGUAGAUCAGAGACGGCAUUGGCCCUUACAAGUGCUAAUUUAAGUGGACAACCAAGCAGUGUUUGUGUUAAUGACUUUGAAAACCUAUGGCAACACUGUGCUUAUGUAUACGAUGGUGGUGUUCUUCCUGCUGGACGCGCAGGCUCGACGAUCAUUGACCUCACCGAGCGAGGCACAUAUAAGAUUCUCAGAGCUGGAAGUGCAAAGGAGCAGACUGUUGCAAUACUUGAAAGAUAUUCACUAUUAGAAGAAGCAGCUAGCAUUUGAGCAUCACAAUCUUGUCUUCUUGUUCCCAAACAUACUGUUCAUUAUCAUAGAGGUUGCAAAGCUUUUUUAGUAGGCUGAGUUAAAGUAGAUCAAAUCUAGAUUAACAACUACAUUUCCCUUUGUUUAUGAAGUUCUUGUUUUUAUUUGUUUAACAAUGUAAGAUUUAGAUUUUUCCUCAAAUAUUACUAUACUGAAGAAUUCACUUAUACUUGGAACGAGAAGAACUUUCAAUUUACGUAAAGAGAAGAAAAAUACAUACAAAA